This is a messenger RNA of Dovyalis caffra, 483 nucleotides long. The record is from the annotation of a GenBank genome assembly. Lineage: Eukaryota; Viridiplantae; Streptophyta; Magnoliopsida; Malpighiales; Salicaceae.
AUGAGGCAGAAACUCGUCUCACGUACGGUUCGGAGGCCGAGCCCCACCCCAGCAGUAAUGGUGCGGCUUAGGUCAACUAACACAAAGAAGAUACAGUUCACUCAACGAUUGCCUUUGGGUUCCGAACUCCAUAUGGGGAAGGAACGUUGUUGUUUGCGAGGUCUCGAUCAUUUACAUGGACCCACUUCUCAUUCCAUUUGUGGGAAUUUGAUGAUCUAUAAACCGUCCCUAACGAACGAUCGGCUCAUGUUUGAGCAUGAUGAAUCACUUCGUGCCGACCUAAGGGCCGGGUCUUUAGGGCAAGUAGUCGUGAGGGAAAAGAGCUGGGAGAAGUCGGAUAACUGGAUUAGAGGGAAGGCGGGCAAAAGGACUGAUGUUAGUCCUAUCUCUUACUGGUCUCAUAUCCCUGCGCCUUCAAGGGUGAAUGAACUAGAGCUUGACUUUACGAUCGAGUCUCUUCUUAAGCAGUUUUCAUCCCGCUAG